AUAAGCUGACAUCGCUAAAAAAAAGUUGCAAAUACAGCUCAGUUUGUUAUUUUGUGUUGCUAGUUUUGAAACUGGAAUUGUGCGAUAAGGAAACCUAAAAGCAGAGCGGAAAAAUGUUUAAUGGUUCACCGCAUCCACGUUAGCCAGCUCAUCCGCCAAGUACAAAGUUCAAGCAGCAUCCGCAGCACUCCAUACCUCACUCUUGAGUCAUGUCGUGGAUGGCCUUUGGAGCCCUGGCCUCCGGGUUUGUUCUUCAGCGCCUGCUGGGAGGCGACCAGCCGGCCAAUAAGGUAUUGGAGAUAAAGAGUGAAUCACUAGGAACCCUGCAGGUUAUCGCUCGCGAUGACGCGAUGGUAUUGUUUGCACCACCCUACAACAGCAAUGAUAAGCGUGCUGUCUAUGAGAUCAUCCUGCAGCGACCCACCUCGGAUUCCAAUACCACAUCCUUUAGCCUAUACCGCUCACCAGUGCUGCAGGAUGCCGAAGAGCGCUACAAUGCCUUUAUGCAAAGGCUGCCCGUAUUCGUCAGCAUUGUCAAAGAGUACUACAAUGUUAAUGGCCUGCAAAAAGCCUGCGAUGCCCUGGCCGAGAAUCCUUCCUGGACGCUUUCCCAUUUGAUUGCCUACUUCAACCUGAUCGACUAUAUCAGCAAUCCCAAGAUGUUGCAGUGCGUGGACCAGGCGGAUCCCACCUGCAUGAUGUCGCCAUUUCAACUGGCCAUCAAACAGGGCCACAUAGAGAUGGUGAAGGCUUUGCUGCCCUUGAGCAAGCUGGAACACUUAGAUAUCAACAGCAAUUCGGUGUUUCACUACGCCGCCAGCACCACCAAAGAGAUAAUCAAUCUUAUCACUGACAAAAGCACAGUGAACUUGAAUCACCUUAAUUCGGAUGGAUAUACACCCCUUCAUAUAGCCUGCCUCGCCGACAAGCCGGAAAAUGUGAAGGCGCUUCUCCUGUCUGGCGCCGAUGUUAAUCUCAAUGCUAAGAACAUCACAAAGCUGCACAAGACGUCCGCACCCACUUCGGUGUCCUCGUUUCUGCGUACGAAUGUAAGCAAGCUUUACACACAAGACAUGAAAUAUGGCGGCACUCCUCUGCAUUGGUGUUCCUCCCGUGAAACCCUACAUGCCCUCAUAAUGGAGGGCUGUGAUGUCAACUCCACGAACUUUGAGGGACGCACCGCUUUGCAUGUGAUGGUGGCCAGGAAUCGUUUUGAGUGCGUAGUGACUCUGCUGGCCCACGAUGCGGAUAUCGAUGUGCUAGACAAUGAGGGAAAUGCAGCUCUUCACAUCGCCAUCGAAAAGAAGUUGGUGCCGAUUGUCCAGUGUUUGGUGGUUUUUGGGUGUGACAUCAACUUGAAAAGCAAGGAUGGCAAAACUCCCCGCCACAUGGUGGGCAAUGAUGCCAGUGGCAACAAGGAAGACGAAAUCCUCUACAUACUACACUCUGUGGGAGCCAAACGCUGUAGGGAGACUGGCUCAAAGUGUCCGCCAGGAUGCAACGCCAGGGGCAACUAUAAUGGCAUACCGCCAGAGGCACCGGAAUCCGUGGAACAACGAGAGCAUAUAGAAAACAUGCUGGCCACCACCAGUCGACAAGUGAUGGGCGGUUUCCUGGGCGCGGCGGCCAAUGGAAUACUGGAGAAGCCACCACCGGCACAAAAACCAGUUGUGGUCGAUACUGAAAAGGAAUUAAAGGGUCAGAGCAUAAUGGAUGCCCUGCUGGGCAUGUUCACUACCAAAGUAAAUGCAGACGAGAUGAAGAAGGAUAAUUCUUCCGGCAGUUUGGCCAGCGGCUCGGGAACGCCGGCUUCAGCCGCGGACAGUCCGGAGCAGUUGGCAUCUCCCUCAUCGCCCUUUGCCGCUGAGAUUGGCGAUAAGCCCUAUGGCCGUGGACGUCUACUUUGCCUGGAUGGUGGUGGUAUUCGUGGCCUGGUGUUGGUACAAAUGCUUCUCGAGAUCGAAAAGCUAUCGCGCACACCCAUUAUCCACAUGUUUGACUGGAUUGCCGGCACCAGCACGGGAGGAAUCCUUGCAUUGGCUUUGGGUUGCGGCAAAACAAUGCGCCAGUGCAUGGGACUGUAUCUGCGCAUGAAGGAGCAGUGUUUCGUGGGCUCGCGGCCGUACAACAGUGAUUUUUUCGAGUCCAUUUUGAAGGACAACCUGGGCGAGUUCAACGUGAUGACGGAUAUUAAGCACCCAAAGAUCAUGGUCACCGGCGUUAUGGCGGACCGCAAACCCGUCGAUCUGCAUCUAUUCCGCAACUAUACGAGUGCCAGUGAUAUUCUGGGCAUUGUGACUUCCAUAAACAACCGUCGAAUUCCUCCACCGCCCCCGCAAGAGCAAUUGGUGUGGCGUGCUGCCCGUGCCACAGGAGCGGCUCCUUCAUAUUUCCGCGCUUUUGGUCGCUUCCUGGACGGUGGUUUGAUUGCAAACAACCCGACGCUGGACGCCAUGACCGAGAUCCACGAAUAUAAUAUGGCUCUACGCAGUGCUGGUCGCGAGGCAGAGGCCAUACCUGUGUCCGUGGUCAUGUCGUUGGGAACGGGCCACAUUCCUGUUACUGAGCUGAAGGACAUUGAUGUGUUCCGACCGGAAAGCAUCUGGGAUACAGCUAAACUAGCCUACGGCAUCUCCACCAUUGGCAACCUGCUGGUGGACCAGGCGACCUGCUCCGAUGGAAGAGUGGUGGACAGAGCUCGCGCCUGGUGCAGCACCAUUGGAGUACCCUACUUCCGGUUCAAUCCUCAGCUGAGCGAGGACAUCGCCAUGGAUGAAAAGGACGACCAGAAGCUAAUUAACAUGCUGUGGCACACCAAGGCAUACAUGCAUGCAAAUCGCAACAAGAUCAUCGAGACGAUCAACUUCCUAAAAUAGCAUGCAAGACGGAUUUAGACCGCAUUUGCUGUAGAGAUCUCUUCUCAGAGGGAUCCUUUCGAUAAUUCUCUGUGUACUCUGUAUUCGUUUCACUCCUUUUCAUUUUCGUUAAGCACCUUUUCUGCGGUCUAAAUCAGCACACUCGUUGGGACCUUCUCCCAAUAACACCGAACCCCUCCCACCACCUAGCAUGAAAAAUGAAUCUGUGGUUUUAACCCAAAAUUGAAAAAUGGCGUUUCCCUCUGCGUUCUUUGAUUUUCCCACUUCCGAGGCUUUAUCUCCAGGAUUACCAAACGAAUUACGCUUUGUAUGUUGUGUUAUUGGAUUUAAGAAAGAACAUUAUCACUCACUUUUAUUUCGAUGUUUGUAUUAUUAAUUCCCAGUUAUUGUAUGUAACCCUCUAAUUGAAUUGCGAGUUGAAUCGUAUGCUGGAAAAAACAUUCCGUUCAGCUUUGUUAGAAAAUUAAUAUGUGUAGUUGAUCAAGAAUUUUCAAUAAAAAGAUUUAUAGGUGUUUAAAACAGUUUUAA
Molecule: messenger RNA, 3404 nt
Organism: Drosophila rhopaloa
Lineage: Eukaryota; Metazoa; Arthropoda; Insecta; Diptera; Drosophilidae
Gene: iPLA2-VIA
Product: 85/88 kDa calcium-independent phospholipase A2
Exons: 8
Coding region: 210-2876 (888 amino acids)
Biological process (GO): lipid metabolic process; positive regulation of ceramide biosynthetic process
Cellular component (GO): mitochondrion
Molecular function (GO): protein binding
Source: RefSeq, a predicted model, not a curated record